Caenorhabditis sp. 36 PRJEB53466 is the source of this 2130-nucleotide messenger RNA. The record is from the annotation of a GenBank genome assembly. NCBI's taxonomy places the organism in Eukaryota, Metazoa, Nematoda, Chromadorea, Rhabditida, Rhabditidae.
AUGUUCCGCGGCGGAGCCACUGGAAUGCCGCCCGGCGCUCCGAUGCUCGCGCCGCCCCCGCAACAGUCCCUCCCGCAGCCACUGCCGCCCAUGCCAUGCGAACUAUCUGCCAGAGAAAAGUAGGCUUUUGACCAUUUUACAGUAUUUUUGACAUUUUAAUGCGAAAGCGCUCUUUUUGUGAUCUCCGUGGCCUAAUUUCUCAGAGCGCAUUCACUUUGAAAUGCCUCGAUAGCAUUGAAAAAAGGAGAAAUUCUCUCUAAACACCCCUUUAAAUCGUGUCUUCAGACUGUCGUCGUACGUCUACGAAUACCUGCUGCAGUCGGGCGCCACAAAAACGGCCGAAUCGUUCAAAGAGGAGGUGCUGGGCGGUCAGGCGAGUUCCCUGCUGACGCCCCCGCAACAACAGCAGCAGCAACAGACGCCGAAUCCGAUGAAAACGGGCGAAAAGGGCUCAUUUCUGUUGGAUUGGUGGCUCCUUUUCUGGGAUUUGUGGUCGGCGGCGCCCGAGCGGAGGGAGCACGCCGACCAGUUCUCGCCCGACGCCAAAUACUUUAUCGACGUACGUUUUUUAGAAAGGUCCGGGGAAAUUUAUUGAUUUUUUCCGAAUUGCAGAAUAUGAUUCCGAUGCCGCCAAUGAUGAACGGAGGACAUGUAAGUUUUUGAAUGAAAAUCACCAAUUUCACACAUUUCUGUUUGCAGUUUGGCCCACCGAUGGGAAUGGACAUGAUGGGCGGUCAUCCGGGCGCGUUUGGCCGGUUCGCACCGCCGCCCGGUCGAAUGGGACCGGCCGGAAUGGCGCCCGCAGGAUUCCAUAUGUUCGCGCCGGAUCCACGCAUGCAACGGAUACCACCGCCGCCGGGACCCGGACAACAGUUACGGAUGGGACCGCCGCAGGCGUUCCCCGGAGGACCGCCCGGAGGUAUGUAUUGCAAAUUGCGAGAAAUGCAGUUGGAAAAUGUGAUAUUCACGAAUUUGAAUCAAGAAUGACCGUUUGACGCAAAAUUUUCCAGAUUUACGUGAAAGAUACCUUUGGGAAAGUCAUGUGAUCGAAUUUUUCCUUUUCCAUUUGAAUUCCUUCAAGUUCGCUCUCAAAAUCUAAAAUUUUAAAGCCUCAUCUUUUUUUGCUGAACUUUGACGAACGAGAAAACCCAGAGAAUCCGACAAAAUGGCAUCUUUUUUUGCAGAAAUGCCAGGAAUGCGGUACGAUUUCAUGCCGCCACCGCCGGGCCAGUUCGCAUCGAGCGGCGGAAUGAUGCCGAACGGCGGGAUGAUGUCCCUCAAUUCUCCGAACAUGGGACCACCGCCCGUCGGGGAUCCUGGCUCGAUGCCGGGCGCGUUCAUGGGAAUGCCGGCCGCAAGCUCGGCGGGUCUCUCGUUCGGCAUGUCGACCGAGCAGCCGAUGUCGGCAGGACCGCCCGUUGGACCGGGGGGACCGGGCACGCCGGGAAUGGGUGGCGCCGUGCAGAACCCGGGCAGCAUCCCGCAAGCGACCUCGGUCGGGUCGGUCGGCACGCCCGGCUCGCAGGUGCCGAAGACAGAGCCGGCGGCGAACGGCGACGACGUGAAAAUGGAGGCGCUGACGCCGACGGGCGGCGCGGGCAGUGUGCAGAUGAACGGAGGGUCUGGCUCGGCGCCCGGCUCCGCCCACUCGGCCAACAACAAUGUGAAUCCGGGAACGCCGGGCAAUCCGCUCAGCAAUCCGCUCAGCAAUCCGAUGAGCAACCCACCACUUUCGACCGGACCACCGCCCGCCAGUGCAGACACUUUCAAGGUACGGUUCGGAUCUUUAAACUGAAAAAUACUUGCUUUUGUGAGAAAUGUGAAACCUGACAAAUUUUUCGUGUAUGCGCUAUUAGGGGUGUAUUUGACUGCAAUCGCGCUCUACCGCGCACCACGUGAUUCGGUGCUAAAUUGAAAAAGGUCUCGGUUCACGUGGGAUUGCGGUAGAGCGCGAUUGCACACAAAUGCCGUAUAUCGAAAAGUCUAGUUUUCCUCUCCAUUUUCCCCUCAAAGAGCCUCUCCAAUUUGCAGGACGACAACGCGAUCACAAAAAUCCGCGACAGUCUUCUGGACGGUUUCAAGAACGAGACGACGGAAGAGUGGGGAGACAAAUCGCUGCAAUUUUCAUAA